AAAAUCCACUUGGGGGAGAAGUCUCAGAAGUGCAGUAACUGUGGGGUAGCAUUUACUCAAAAUGCAGUCUUAGAUAAAGAUGAGGGAACUGAGACUGGAGAAAAAACCCAUAAAUGCAGCAAAUGUGGAAAAGCCUUUGGCUAUAGUGCCUCACUGACCAAACAUCGGAGAAUUCACACUGGGGAGAAACCCUAUAUGUGCAAUGAGUGUGGAAAAGCCUUCAGUGACAGCUCAUCACUCACACCACACCACCGAACCCACAGUGGAGAAAAGCCCUUCAAGUGUGAUGAUUGUGGAAAAUCUUUCACCCUGAGUGCCCACCUCAUUAAACAUCAGAGAGUUCAUACUGGAGAGAAACCCUAUAAAUGUAAAGAAUGUGGGAGGCCCUUCAGUGACAGUUCAUCUCUUAUUCAGCAUCAGAGAAUUCAUACUGGAGAAAAACCCUACACAUGUAACAAUUGUGGGAAAUCCUUCAGUCAUAGCUCAUCCCUUUCCAAACAUCAGAGGAUUCAUACUGGAGAGAAACCCUAUAAGUGUGGUGAGUGUGGGAAAGCCUUCAGACAGAAUUCUUGCCUUACCCGACAUCAGAGGAUUCAUACUGGAGAAAAACCGUAUUUGUGUAACGAUUGUGGGAUGACUUUUAGCCAUUUUACAUCUGUAAUUUAUCAUCAGAGACUUCAUUCAGGAGAAAAACCCUACAAGUGUACCCAGUGUGAGAAAGCCUUCCCUACCCAUUCUCUCCUUAGCCGUCAUCAGAGAAUUCAUACUGGUGUCAAGCCUUAUAAAUGUAAGGACUGUGGAAAAUCCUUCAGUCAGAGCUCAUCUCUUAACGAACAUCAUCGGAUUCAUACUGGAGAGAAACCCUAUGAAUGUAACUACUGUGGGGCAACCUUUAGUCGAAGCUCAAUCCUUGUAGAACACCUGAAAAUUCAUACAGGCAGGAGAGAAUAUGAAUGCAACGAAUGCGAGAAGACAUUCAAAAGUAAUUCUGGCCUCAUCAGACAUCGGGGAUUUCACUCUGCAGAGUAA
Hippopotamus amphibius kiboko is the source of this 1029-nucleotide messenger RNA. Its product is annotated as zinc finger protein 483. The record is from RefSeq and is a predicted model, not a curated record. The transcript has 2 exons. Bases 196 to 1029 code for a protein of 277 amino acids. NCBI's taxonomy places the organism in Eukaryota, Metazoa, Chordata, Mammalia, Artiodactyla, Hippopotamidae.